Messenger RNA from Durotheca rogersii, 1589 nucleotides. RefSeq lists its product as uncharacterized. Lineage: Eukaryota; Fungi; Ascomycota; Sordariomycetes; Xylariales; Xylariaceae. The record is from RefSeq and is a predicted model, not a curated record. The transcript is spliced from 7 exons. Bases 169 to 1368 code for a protein of 399 amino acids.
GUGUUACACUAUUUGACAAUGCAUUAGGCAUUAAUAAGCACAUGCCGCGGUCUCGUCCGUUUAGGUGAUCUCGAACUUCCGUCUAAUCGUUGGCCACUUUCUCUUGAUUGAACAGACCUUUCUCGUAUAGUUAACUUCAUAUUACGGUGCCAAUUUAACAACAUCAAAAUGUCGGUCGAUUUAUCCACACUUCCACCCGACCAGCAGCAGGAUAUCCUUGACAAACCAGCCCUUGGUGCGCCUCCUGGAGUCGAGUCGAAUUUGGCAAACCCUUCUAACCGGAACAUCAUUCCGGAGGCCGUGAUACCGAUCUGUCUCGUUCUCACCACGCUAGCAAUACUUCUCCGCUGCUAUGCCAGGGUGUUCGUUGUCAAGAAAAUAAACGUUGACGAUAUUCUCAGCUUGCUAGGCUUCGGAACCUAUAUUUUCUAUGUCUAUAGCGUUUAUCACACCACGGACACCGUUGGCUUUUUUGUACACCAAUGGGACGUCAGCCUCAGACGUGUGUCGGGAGUCCAACAUGGUCUACAAAUAGCCGCUACCUGCUACACGAUCACGCUGGCGCUUCUCAAAAGCGCCAUCCUUCUGCAGUGGAUCCGCGUAUUCGCGCCUCAAGGCACCCGCGGGGCCUUUUUCUGGACUUGCCAUGUCCUGCUAUGGAUUAAUCUCCUAUUCUACCUCUCGACUACAGUCGCAGGCAACCUCAUCUGCGUCCCGUUCCAAAGGAUAUGGGACAAAACGGUACCCGGCGUCUGUUACAAUGGAAGACCUCUGAAUAUGACGAUCGGCGUGUUUAAUCUCGCCUCGGAUAUUUCCAUUCUACUGCUCGUGCAGCGGGCUAUCUGGAGCCUCAACAUGUCGCUGAAACGAAAGCUUGGUAUAGCAUUAAUCUUCGCCAUAGGUGUGCUAGCCUGUGCCGCUGCUGCGUUCCGCCUAGGAGUGACGGUCAACUACAUGACCGAUCCGGACUGGCUAUACCAUGUGGCCGGGCUAUCCAUGGGCUGCAUCGCCGAGAUGACUUGCAUCCUCCUCGUCUACAACAUGCCCGGCAUCCCCAUGGCCUUCAUAGAAUCGACCUUCCUGUCGAAGGUGUUAAACUCUUUGGGCUCGUCCCUUCGCUCCGCAACUCGGCGGAGAAAUUUCAACACUUCCGAGGGAUCUGCCACGGCUGCCAAGACGGCUAGUAGCGAGCGAAAGCACAAACAGAUGGCCAAUUACGGAAUCUCCCUUGUCGAUUCUCACCGACCUGAUCUUGAGCACUUCCCAUCCACCGAGCAGCUCCGAGGCACAAUCCAUCGCGCCGUGGUUUCAACGGGUAACAGUCUGGACGACACUUCUCGGACGACCCAAUUCAGUGCAGCGCCAUAGUUGGUGCUCAAGCAAGUACCAGACGUGCUCUCAUCGCAUGCCUCGCUAUCAUAGAAGCCGGUGUAAAGUAGAGUAUCGGGGCGUAUUGUAGUGGUGCGGUGGGACUAGGUCACGUAGAUAGCCUUUUGGACGAGUAUUUGUAUGGGUCUCGCACCCAGAUUUUCAUAGAUUAGACUUAGACCUGUAGGCAUCACGAUCUACAGCAAUUCACUCGUUUCUUG